This is a messenger RNA of Paramecium tetraurelia, 2229 nucleotides long. RefSeq lists its product as uncharacterized. NCBI's taxonomy places the organism in Eukaryota, Ciliophora, Oligohymenophorea, Peniculida, Parameciidae. The record is from RefSeq and is a predicted model, not a curated record. The transcript has 3 exons.
AUGUAAGUUCAAGGGGAAGUUGGACAACACAAAGGUUAUACUGCUAUAAAAAUAGCUGGAAAUGCUCAUGAAUUGAUUAGAAAAAAUAAAUCAGCCACAGAUAAUAUUGGUGAACUAGCUAUACAAGAUGUGACUAAGAAAUUGUUGAAUGACUAAUUCAAUUCAAUCAAGAGUUAUGACAUAGCGAGGGGUGAAGAAAAGCCUGGUCAAUAAUUUAAGUCGAUGCAUAGUAUGUACGACUUGUAAACAUUGAAAAUUACAAAAUUGUAUAAGAAAAAGGAAAGAAAUGACCUUGAGAAACAAAUCAGAAAUAGAUUAGCAAAAGAUCCUGAAAAACAACUCUUACUCUCAGAGAUAUAUGAAUAAUUGGAGGAUAAUUCAGAUGGAGAGGUCCUAAAAAAGAAACAAAAAAAUAGAGAAGAAUCUUUGGCUACUUAAUAAGAAGUGUAUGACGAAGCACAAGAUUAAACAGCUGAUCUUACACAAUGGACUAAAAGGUUAAAAGAUCAAAGGAAAAAAGAGGAAAGCAAAAAAGAAGAUAUGAGUACUAAUAUAGUUCCAUUAAGAAACAAAUAAAGAGCAUCAACUGAGAUUAAGAAGCCGAUUUCAUUCUAACAAUCAAUGAAGUAAUUACCUCUUGAUAGACAAAACUCAAUAUUAAAUUCAGUCCCUCCUUCCAACACACCUAGGUCCUUCAAGGAUGUUAUGAAGAAUGCUGUUUAAAAGGUUAAAUAACUAAAGAGUUUAAAUGAAGAUCUAAGUGUAGAGCGUUCUGUAGAGCAAUAUAUACAAAAAGCUUCAGCUGUCGCUUUAAGCGAAUUGAAGGAAAUUGGGGAACUUAAUGUCGACGAAGAAAAAGGAUUGACUGCUAAUUUUGAUUUUACUAGUGAAGGUGUAUUAAGAAUGUAUAAUACUUUGGUUAAAGUCUAGAUGUCUUAAUUCAAAUCAGAAGCUGAAAAGGCAAAGUUUUAUAAAAAAUAAACACAACUCAUAGUGAAUAAGCUAAACUUAAAGAUUAAACAAAAUCUUAUCUCAAUAGAUACAAGGGUAGCAACCUAAGAAAAGUUAAGGUUAGAGACACACGAGUUACAUGAAAAAAUUCUAUAAAUUAAAUAAUUAACAGAUCAAUUAGUAUAAGAAAUUAACGAUUUAUCAAAUCCCAAAUCUUAAGACAGUCUCUAAUUGAGUAAAUCCAGAAUGUCUCUCGUAAAUUAAUUUAUGAGUCAAUAAAAUAAAUAAAAAGAACUAGAAUAAGACAUCUAAAUUCUUAGGGAUAGUAAAAAGGCAUAUAAAUAAAAGAUAUUAUUUAAUAAAAAGACUUUAGAUUAAAUUGAUAAAGAUAUUCAUAAUUAAAAAAAAGAAAAUAAAAAUUUGUAAAGAUGUUUAGUGAGUUUUUAUUUUUAAGUGUUAAAAAAUGGAUAGGAUGUUAGAACUACAGGUAUAGCUUGGAUUAUUUCCAAAUUGAGUUCUUUAAGUGAAAAAUGUCAUCAUUAAUCUAUGCCCGAUUAUCUGGAUUAAAAGGCUAAGGAAUACUUGCUUUAAAAAGCAACAAUGUUGUCGGAUAUCGAAAAGCUAGAAAAAGAACUGAGCGAAUCGUUUAAGCAAUAUAAAUAAGAAUAAUCCCUUGAUAGUAGUUUGGCCAUUUUGUAAUAGAGUUUAUCUUAAAAUGAUUCUUUGGAUGCCUCGUUUUUACCUUCAAUCUUUCCUUUUGAUAGCCAUAAAUUAUCUUCAAUUGACUUACACCUGGCUCGACAAGAGGCUGCCUUAACUUCUAGGAACAAUUACUAAUUAGAAAAAUUAGGACCUAUUUAGGAGGGAUUGUCUAAUGAAGAUAUUUAAAAUUUGGAAAAUAUGCUGGCCAAGUUGAACCUUAAAAAUUCGCCUAUUAAUAAUGGCACAUUAAUUUACAAAGAAACUCAAAAAAGAAUCAAAUAGUAGAUCAAGUAAAAGGCACAUACAGAGUCUCAAAAUAAUGAUUAAUCUACUGUUAUAAAAGAAUAAGCUAUUCAUUCUUAUGAUAAAUGCAAUACAUAAUUAAAUAAGAUUAAAUCAAAACUCCAACAUCUAGAGGAUGAACAAAUUACUCGAAUAGUGAAAGAGUUUGAUUAUAAAAACUAUGCUAAAAGAUUCAGCAUAGAUCCAAUAACAGUGAUAUCAUGCCUUGUUGGGGGAACUAGAUGUGAUAGAGAAAUAGUGAAAUACGGAAUUAAAAAGACACAUUUUGAAUGA